GUCUGACACUCGGAUGAAAUCUGUUGUCUUUUCGAAACAAGUGUUCCCCUUUUAUAGGAGAACACCCGGUGCACAUGGAAUGCAGCUUAUUCUUGUGCAUCACCGCAAUGUCUCAAAGAUGACGGUACAGGCAAUGGCAAUGGAACGAGUAAAAGACGUGCUGCUUUAAAAAUAAAAUUAUUCUGUGCAGAAAAUACUUGUUUUCUUCGUACGUUCACGCACGAUGAUCUCGUUACAGCAAGACAACAAUGAGUAUGUUGUAGUGGUCAGUGCUCUCUACCACAGGUGGAUCUGGAUUGAUCUGGAAGCGUGUGAAAACUGGUUAAAGGAUUUUUUGCUUUUCGAUUCCCUUUUGUGUUAUUAUUCCACAUUGCACAAGAAUGACUGAACCAAGAACACAGGGCAUGUAUGCGCAGAUGGUAUAAAUACGGCGUGGUGGAUUCAUGUAACAGCAGAGUUGAAUUAACCGUCUUCAGCAACACUGAUAACAAUUUCUCAUAAGCAAUCAUGAAGUGCAUCGCAGCUGUAGUCAUGAUGGCCCUGGCCGUUGCCGACGCUGGACUCGCCCCGCUGUACUAUGGUGCUCCAUUGGCCCUGGCCGCUCCGCAUACGACGGUGGUGCAGAGUAACUCGGAGCCGAAGUUGAUCGCCACCGCUCCAGCGCUUGCUCCUCUUGCAUACGCCCAUGCCCCACUGGCCUAUGCUAAUGCUCCGUUGACCUACGCCGCUCCGUAUUACUAUGGUGCUCCGUUGGCCUACAGCGCACCGGCUCUGAUCUACCAGAAGGAAGCUCGCUAUUUGGCCGCUAACCGAGGCGCAAUCCACGAGGCACCCCUGCCAGGGCACGCUUUCUCUCAACAGCAGCUGAACCUGGAUGCUGCACCAGGAUCAGACUAAUAUCCUUUGUCCACACCAUCAAUCUGAACGCUUGUGUUCAUGCUAUGUGAAAAUUAUAAAAGAAAUUUGACCGGAAAAAUGCUGUGCUGAUAAUAAAUCCUAACAUUUUGGACACCCAAAGCAUUCAAUAUGGAUUAUGAAGAUUAGAAAACAUGAUUGUGAGAAAUGUGAAAUUAUCUUGAUGAACGAACACAAAGCACCGUAAACAAGUUCUUUGUCUUCAGCC
Anopheles darlingi is the source of this 1123-nucleotide messenger RNA. Its product is annotated as adult cuticle protein 1-like. The coding region runs from base 508 to 897 and encodes 129 amino acids. The transcript is spliced from 2 exons. NCBI's taxonomy places the organism in Eukaryota, Metazoa, Arthropoda, Insecta, Diptera, Culicidae. The record is from RefSeq and is a predicted model, not a curated record.